AUGGCUCGGCUGCGACAAAAUCUCGCCAAGUAUCGAAUUUAUCUGGAGCCAGGCAUGGAGGAGAAAAUACUCAUCGUGCCGGGAGAUUUUGGGCAGCCCAAUCUUGGGCUGGAUCAGCACAUGUACAAGCUCCUGGCAGCCUCGUCGAGUGUGGUCUUCCCCCUAGGUGCCCAAGUCAACUAUGUGCAGCCGUACUCCAGUCAUCGCGCAGCCAAUGUGCACAGCACGCUCCGGAUGAUCGAGUUUGCCAAUUCACAGCGACCCAAGAUGCUCCAUUACUGCUCCAGCAUCGCCGCCUACGGCCCGUCGGGUUUCGUGCUGGGGAGCCAGAUGGUGGCUGAGACGGUGGUCUGGAAUGCCAUUGACAAUGGGCUCCCCGUAGCAAUCUACCGGUCCGGAUUUGUCCUGGGGCAUACGCAGAGCGGGAUUGGCAAGCCAGACGACUUUGUCGGACGACUCUUCAAGAGCUGUUUCGAGACGGGUUGCUAUCCUAUCCUUCCCGCCCAGCGCAAGGAGUUCAUCCCGGUCGAUUUUGUUGUGGGCGCUUUGCUGCAUAUUGCCACCUCUCCGGCAAGGCUCCGGAAGGCCUACAACCUCAUUCAGCCUCGACACGAGGCAGCUAUCGAUAUGGUCACAACCUUCAAACUGCUCAACGGCUUGUCACCCACCCCGAUGCAGGGAAUGCCAUAUGCUGACUGGGUUCAACGCUUGUUGCUGGAGCUGCGCGGCCCUUUGCACCCCUUGAUCCCCAUGCUACAGGAGACGGUCCUCGGGGAGAUGACACGGUGGGAGAUCCAGGAGCACAUGGCAAUUUACGGCACAGAGAAUAUGCGGCAGGCGCUUUCCGAUGCUCCGGAACUAUUGCGCUGUGAGCCCAUGUCGGCGCUGUUCGAGCGAUAUGUCGCCCAGUGGAUGCCGUCCCGGUUGUCACGAAAAUGA
Molecule: messenger RNA, 939 nt
Organism: Aspergillus ibericus CBS 121593
Lineage: Eukaryota; Fungi; Ascomycota; Eurotiomycetes; Eurotiales; Aspergillaceae
Exons: 2
Coding region: 1-939 (312 amino acids)
Source: RefSeq, a predicted model, not a curated record